UUUAGCUGGUCCUGAAGUCCAGAGGGAGACAGACAGCAAGAUGAAGACCCUACUCGGAGCAGUGCUACUUACCGUAUUGGUCACACAAGGUUACUCACUGACAUGCCACAGCUGUAAUAGCCUGACAGGCAACUGUGCAUUGAACACGACGAUAGAGUGUAACAGGACAACCCAUUCCACUUGCAGAUCAAUCAGUGUCAACACCUUAAUUGGUAAUGAAAACAGCACAUACCUUCUGAGUGGCUGUGGAGGAUGUUUUGGCCUUGUUACCUUCAACAGCGGACUGAUCUCCCACUACGUGCACACGACCUGCUGCAGUUCUAACCUCUGCAACGACGAUGUCAAACCAGACAUCGAGAACAGCACGCUGAAUGGAUUGGAAUGCCACGCAUGUUAUGCUGUUACCGAGCUCGGGUGUAAUAACACAAGGGUGACAGUGAAAUGUAAAGGACAACAGGAUCGCUGUAUCCACGCAUCAGGCCACAGUAGAGGGUUGGACCCAAGGACUUUUGUGAUGAAAGGCUGUGCUUCCGACUUCCUCUGUCGAAAUCCUACCGGUCUUGGACUUUUCAACUAUGUGCCGUCCACGGCUUUCUACUGCUGCAAGGAUGGCAUGUGUAAUCUCGAGUCACGGAAUUUCACCCAAUCCACCACUCCUGGCCCCACAACCACUUCCACCUCUGGCCCAACCCAACUCAGCACCUCUCUCAGCAUUGCUCUCCCCCUGGUCUUCCUCAGACUGGUGCUCUGAAGCACAACGCUUCACUCUUCAUCUCUCCUCGGCUGGGUAGCAGGAGUCUGUGGGUGGAACGAGGGUUCCUAAGAGGGAGGGUCAUUCCCAACGUGCUCAGUGCGGUCAAACCCUCUCGUCAACAGAUUUACAGUCCCCCCUCAAUCUCCUGCUGGGAGACCUUUCUCAGCUCAUUCCCUCCCACACCUCGUUGUACAGUAGCUAUUCUAUUGCGGUAUUUGCUCAGUGGUGGUUAUGCAUAUGUCAUGUUUGAUCCCAGCGUGUGUAUAGGCCGUUCAGCCCAUUUUAUUUAUGAAAGAUGUUAUUUAGAUCAAUAUUAUUCUGAUCCCACUCUCUUCUCUCACCCUGUGCCAAUCCCAAAUUAAUCACACUGCCCUACACUCUCCCAAUGACCAUAUAUCAAUCCCCAAACUAAUCCCACUGCCCUGCGCUCUCCCAUAGUCCUGUAUCAAUCCCCAAACUACUCCCACUGCCUCACUCUCUCCCCAUGGCCCUGUAUCAAUCUCCAAACUAA
Rhincodon typus (whale shark) is the source of this 1265-nucleotide messenger RNA. Its product is annotated as urokinase plasminogen activator surface receptor-like. The record is from RefSeq and is a predicted model, not a curated record. Lineage: Eukaryota; Metazoa; Chordata; Chondrichthyes; Orectolobiformes; Rhincodontidae. Bases 41 to 751 code for a protein of 236 amino acids. The transcript is spliced from 5 exons.